GACCGUCAUGUUAAGGUGAAGCAGAGGGGCUCGGUGCUGAACAUGCUAAGAAGGCUGGACAAAAUCCGGUUCAGAGGUCACAAGAGAGACGACUUUCUCGACCCGGCGGAGUCUCCCAAUGCCUCGGACACCGAAUGUGGAGACGAGAUCCCCCUGAAGGUCCCUCGGACCGCGCCGCCCCGCGACAGCGAGGAGCUGAGGGACCCCGCUGGCCCGGGGACCCGCAUCAUGGCUGCAGGGGUCCAGGACUUCAACCGGACAGAGUCCGACCGGCUGAAUGAGAUCAAAGGCCACCUGGAAAUCGCCUUGUUGGAAAAGCACUUUCUCCAGGAGGAGCUUCGGAAGCUGCGAGAAGAGACCAAUGCAGAGACGCUGCGGCAGGAGCUGGAGCGCGAGCGGCAGAGGCGGCUGGAACUGGAACAGAGGGUCCAGGAGGUGCUGAAGACCAGAUCCGAGGAGCAGCCGGCCCAGCAGCCUCCCAAGGGGCAGACCCAGGUUAACAACGGAGCAGGGACUGACCGCCGGGGCCAGGGGCUGUGCACCCGCCUCCAGAAGUGGUUCUACGACAGGUUCGGGGAGUACGUGGAGGACUUCCGGUUCCAGCCUGAGGAAAGUACCGUGGAGGCGGAGGAGCCCCUCAGUGCCAGAAGGUUAACGGAAAAUAUGAGGAGACUCAAGCGUGGUGCCAAGCCCGUCACCAACUUUGUGAAGAACCUCUCUGCCUUAUCUGACUGGUAUUCUGUCUACACGUCUGCCAUUGCCUUCAUCGUGUACAUGAAUGCCGUGUGGCAUGGCUGGGCCAUCCCCAUGUUCCUGUUUCUGGCAAUCCUGAGGUUGUCUCUCAAUUACCUCAUCGCCAGGGGCUGGAGGAUACAGUGGAGCAUUGUGCCAGAAGUGUCCGAAGCCGUGGAACCUCCCAAAGAAGACCUGACUGUGUCCGAGAAGUUCCAGCUGGUGCUGGACGUGGCCCAGAAGGCCCAGAACCUCUUUGGCAAGAUGGCCGACAUCCUGGAGAAGAUCAAGAACCUGUUCAUGUGGGUGCAGCCCGAGAUCACGCAGAAGCUGUACGUCGCCCUGUGGGCCGCCUUCCUGGCCUCCUGCUUCUUCCCCUACCGCCUCGUGGGGCUCGCCAUGGGACUCUAUGCUGGAGUCAAGUUCUUCCUCAUCGAUUUCGUGUUUAAACGCUGCCCGAGGCUGCGAGCCAAGUAUGACACGCCCUACAUCAUCUGGAGGAGCCUCCCCACAGACCCCCAGCUCAAAGAGCGCGCCAGCACUGCCACCGUGUCGCGCCGGCUCCAGACCGCGUCCUCACGGAGCUGUGUUCCCAGCGCACCGGCAGGCCCGGGCAGAGACGAAGAUUCCGGCCGCUUCCACAGCACCAAGAAGGGCAACUUCCAUGAAAUCUUCAACUUGACGGAGAACGAGCGGCCACUGGCAGUGUGUGAGAAUGGCUGGCGCUGCUGCCUGAUCAACAGGGAUCGCAAGAUGCCCACGGACUACAUCCGGAACGGCGUUCUGUACGUGACGGAAAAUUACUUGUGCUUCGAAAGCUCCAAAUCCGGGUCUUCCAAACGAAACAAAGUCAUCAAGCUGGUGGACAUCACAGAUAUCCAGAAGUACAAGGUCCUCUCCGUCCUCCCGGGGUCGGGCAUGGGGAUCGCAGUGUCCACACCCUCGACCCAGAAGCCGCUGGUGUUCGGGGCCAUGGUGCACCGCGACGAGGCGUUCGAGGCCAUCUUCAGCCAGUACAUGAAGAUCACGUCGGCGGCAGCUGCGGGCGGGGACAGCUAGUACCAGCUCUAGGUGCUGCUGGGAUUUUCCUUGAACCGUGUGGUAGUGGAAACAAUUGGACAUCCUCAUGAUCUUUUGCAAUAACCCCUGGACUGUGGUUUCUGUUGUGCCGGCCCCAAAUCACAGACGCCUCCCAGCGGGGCUGGGGUCUGCCGGACGGUGCCGCUGCCACCGGGUCCUGAAGCACUUUUUAUGCACAUUUGGGACAUGGAGGCGGAGGGUCCCUCAGAGGCCCGCGUGAAGGAGGACAGCAGGACACCCGUCCCUGCCGUGACCACGCCCAGCUCCUCCUGGUUCUGGCCAUCCGAUGCGGCUCCUGAACAGGGAAGCUCCCCAUGCCAUAGGUGAGGCACAGGGUGUGUUCCCACCUGUGAGGUGGAAGGUGAAUGAGAGGUCAGGGACCACGGAGGAAAAGGGGCUGGCCGGUCUUGCCGCUCCCUCAGCGCGACCAGCUGUGUUUGUCUUGGGAGUGGUGGGGCUGGGGAAGGCGCAGCUCCAUCCGCUGACCGGGUCUCACCCUGGGCAUGCCACCCUGGGAUGGGCGCUCAGUGGGCUGGACGCUCGGCGGGCCGGUGGGAGGGAGCGUCUGGUUCUCACGCCGGGCGGGACUCGCCGCAGUAUGGCAAAAAGCACAUCUUGUGACACUCGCUUCUCUGGAGAGGCCGGGGGAGCGCCAACCCAGCCUUCCGGCACAUGGAGGAGAAGUCACCCCAGCUGACCGCAGCUCUGGGGUGGGUUCCAAUCCGUGUAAGAGUGGGGAGGGUGCUGAGAU
This is a messenger RNA of Trichechus manatus latirostris (Florida manatee), 2563 nucleotides long. It is a transcript of the gene GRAMD4, whose product is annotated as GRAM domain containing 4. Gene Ontology annotation, biological process: negative regulation of toll-like receptor 9 signaling pathway; apoptotic process. NCBI's taxonomy places the organism in Eukaryota, Metazoa, Chordata, Mammalia, Sirenia, Trichechidae. Gene Ontology annotation, cellular component: mitochondrion. The transcript has 19 exons. The coding region runs from base 43 to 1791 and encodes 582 amino acids. The record is from RefSeq and is a predicted model, not a curated record.